AUGACAUCUCGCAUGCCUGCCCAGCGGCCAAAGGGCCGCCUCAGAGUUGACGAGUCUAUACCUCCUAUACUCCGGCCUCUCAUUCGGGCCUAUGUUCUAGGGUAUGCUUCCAGCGUUGCACCGCGUCUCCUCACGUUGGUCCCCCAGCAUGCAACCAAGCGGACGAGAAACAGGGGUCAAUCGAGCGUCACACAACCCCACGAUUCCUUCGUCACAUCCCUGCAACGUAUCCUUCGAGGGGGCCUAGAAUUGCAGAGGUUCCCAACCUUUUGUGCCGCGCUUGUAGGCGGCACCACUUUGUUCGAGGCGCUUGUCGAUAUUUGUAUAUUCCGCUUGAGAGGUCGGUGGUCAGACUUGGCCCGGAGGAGACUUUCAAGAUGGAUUGCAUCGUUUGUUGCAGCCUGGCUCAGUCUGCGCCUACUGCAGUCUAAAAAGACAGACAGUUUCGCCGAGACAAAGACCCCCGACGCCGAUUUGCCAUUGAGCCGUAUACAGAAGCCAAGCAGAUAUGCUGGGCGGACUCUAGACCUGACACUGUUUGCCGCAACUCGAGCCGCUGAUGUAAUAGUGGGCGAACUUUGGGCGAGAAGACGGCAGCGCAAGCUCGCCGCGGGUCAAUGGACCUGGUUUGAUUCGUCUAUAUCCAAGAUGACUGACCCGUCCGUCUUUGCCACGUCUUGUGCGUUCAUCAUGUGGGCGUGGUUCUACACGCCUUCUGCGCUGCCUCGAGCCUACACGAAAUGGGUCAGUUCCGCAGCCGCCGUAGAUGCCCGGCUCAUCGAAGCGCUACGGCGGUGUCGGGAAGGUGACCUCCGGUAUGGCGAAGAGACCGGUCAGGCGGGCCUCUUGCAGUCGAUGUGUUUGGAUUUCAAGUGGCCGCCCGACUGGGGCGACCCCGCCGUAUCGAUACCGUUCCCUUGUGAGAUAGUUCACAUGGGCUGCGGGCCAAAUUGCGAGUACCACGCCCUGUCCCGAUUCUAUCGGUCCUUCAAAUGGUCCAUGGCUACGUACCUACCUCUAAACCUCGUCGCGCGAAAAAAGAACCUGCGAGGUGUGCGUGCCGCUCUCCUAUCCGCGGCCCGCUCCUCCUCGUUCCUGGCUGCCUUCAUCACGCUCUUCUACUACGGCGUGUGUCUUGCGCGCACUCGAGUCGGCCCCUAUGUUCUCGGCAAACACAGGGCUGCGAGACAGAUCAUCGACGCGGGGGUGUGUGUCGGAUCGGGCUGCUUCAUGUGCGGAUGGAGCAUCCUGCUGGAGAAUCCUGCUCGGAGGAAGGACAUGGCGCUCUUUGUCGCGCCCCGGGCUUUGGCUACGCUGCUACCAAGACGGUACUCGUGCGAUAAGCAGUGGAGGGAGACCUUCGUGUUCGCCUUUAGCACUGCCGUCAUCUUCACCUGUGUGCGCGAGAACCGGCGCAGGGUGCGGGGCGUGCUGGGGAACGUUCUGGGUUCGGUCCUCGAGGCUUAG
Anthostomella pinea is the source of this 1467-nucleotide messenger RNA. The record is from the annotation of a GenBank genome assembly. NCBI's taxonomy places the organism in Eukaryota, Fungi, Ascomycota, Sordariomycetes, Xylariales, Xylariaceae.